Messenger RNA from Monomorium pharaonis (pharaoh ant), 3558 nucleotides. RefSeq names its product guanine nucleotide-binding protein subunit alpha homolog (gene cta). The record is from RefSeq and is a predicted model, not a curated record. Bases 1030 to 2133 code for a protein of 367 amino acids. Gene Ontology annotation, molecular function: GTPase activity; D5 dopamine receptor binding; guanyl nucleotide binding. The transcript has 6 exons. Gene Ontology annotation, biological process: Rho protein signal transduction; adenylate cyclase-modulating G protein-coupled receptor signaling pathway. NCBI's taxonomy places the organism in Eukaryota, Metazoa, Arthropoda, Insecta, Hymenoptera, Formicidae. Gene Ontology annotation, cellular component: heterotrimeric G-protein complex; brush border membrane.
GCAGAGAAAAAGAACAAGCCAUUUACUCUUUGAGUAUAGUAAUGUGAUGGAGAGCAGUGGACUCUUCUCGCUUGUCUUAUACAGUUGUACUCAGUUGUACUCGUCAUUUUGCACAUUCUCAUUGAUUGUCUGUCACCGUUAUGAUGUUUUAUUACCGUAAAAUACCUCGGUCAUAUCGAUCACAUUUGUACAACGUCCAUUGUCAUAUAUGUAUACUUCACUACGGAUCGUAAUCAUUAACGUACGCGGCAGGCAGAAAGGAGUGAGAAAGAAGAGCGAGUGGGCGGAAGGGAGAAGGAGAAGACACUCGAACUCGAGCCGCUCAAGAUUUAGAGGCGAACAAGCGGGUAAACGAGACGAGAUGCGCGUUAUCAUGAACGACGAUCGUGACACGAAACGUCAUAAACGUCGUUCAUCGGGGACUGUAAGGGUAAUGCGGAUCGCCACCCGAUGAUUAUUUAAUCAUGUCCAUUUGGUGCCGCUCGCUCGUAGACGAACGCCAGCGACCAGUAGCGGCAGUAAUCGCCGCGUGAAUCACCUUUCUCUCCGUGUCACUGGAAUAUGCCACAUUCUUCUGCAUAUAUAUCCACGAAGUCGUGCGUGUAACACGGUAAUACAUAUGAAUAUAUACGUAGUUCGAGACUGUGUGUAGGAACGAUUUGGAAAAGCCAUCAUAUUGAUUCUCGGUGACGUUCGGUAGUAGGUUGUGUGAUAGACGACGGCCAGUGACCGUCAAUGACUUGUGGUCUCAAGCAUUCCGGCCGGUUAUAUCUCGUCCGAGUUAGAAAUGCAAUUCUGAAUCGGUCAUUUUCGAUCGCGAGGAAGGGACGGGCUCCUGUACGCGCGCAAAACUUGUGUGUUCGGCUGUCGUUUGUUACGUUGGUUUGUUAUUGUCGUGACGGCAGCUAAGGAGAAAAGCACGGAAGGAAGGAAGUAAGGAAGGAAAGUGGCGACGAAGACGGAGGAGGAGGAAGAGGGAGAGCGAGAGUGAAUGAGCGUGAGCGAGAGAGAGGCAGGGCGAGAGGCAAGAUGGCGAGCUCCUUAACGUGGUCGUGUUGCCUGCGUUUCCAAUUCAGCCCGGAGGAAAUCGAGCAGCGGUACAAGAGCCAGGAGAUUGACCGGAUGCUGGAGAAGGACCGGCAGACGUUUCGCCGGCAGGUGAAGCUGCUAUUGCUCGGCGCUGGCGAGAGCGGCAAGUCGACAUUCCUCAAGCAGAUGCGGAUCAUCCACGGGAUCAAGUUCGAGCCUGAAUUAAUUAAGGAAUACCAACAUGUGAUCUACCAAAAUAUAAUAAAGGGUAUGAAGGUUUUAGUGGAUGCACGGGAUAAGUUAAAUAUUCCCUGGGAGAAUCCUAAGAAUUACGACAUUGGCUUUCAAUUACUUAAGUUCGAGAAUACUAUGGUGUUGGACACGAGAUUAUUUCUACACUACGUGCCAGCAUUGCAGAGCUUGUGGAAAGAUGUGUCGAUCAGAAGAGCAUUCGACAGAAGAAGAGAAUUUCAAUUGAGUGAUUCUGUUCAAUACUUCUUGGAUAAUCUCGAUAGGAUUGCGAGAGUGGAUUAUACACCCACUCAUCAGGACAUCUUACAUUGUAGAAAGGCGACAAAAGGAAUUUCUGAAUUUGUAAUAUCGAUCAAUAAUAUCCCAUUCCUUUUUGUUGAUGUUGGUGGUCAAAGGUCUCAGAGGCAAAAGUGGUACCAAUGCUUUGACUGCGUGACGUCUAUACUUUUUCUUGUAUCGUCGUCAGAAUUUGAUCAGGUUUUGCUUGAAGAUAGGAGGACUAACAGAUUGGAGGAAUCAAAAAAUAUAUUUGAUACAAUCGUGAACAACAUGAUAUUCCGUGGUGUUUCGAUAAUUUUGUUUCUAAACAAAACGGAUUUACUUGACAAGAAAGUGAGGUCACAAGAUACAAAUGUUCGUUUGUAUUUCCCACAAUUUACGGGUGAUCCACAUUCCAUGAAGGAUGUGCAAAAUUUUAUUCUCGACAUGUUCGUUUCGGUAAAGAGGGAUCCGAGGAAGCCGUUGUUUCAUCAUUUUACCACCGCGGUGGAUACAGAAAACAUAAAAGUCGUCUUUAAUGCUGUGAAGGAUACUAUUCUGCACCGCAACUUAGAGUCCCUUAUGCUUCAAUAAUGUAAAAACAGAAGAAUAAUUAACCAAGAUAAAAAGCAGCUAGUGAAACAAAGGUACGCGAUCAGAAAUUUAACAUUUAAUAUAUUAUUAAUCUAAUCUGUAGUUUUCGAAGAAUAUUGCAAUAUAUGUUAGGUCAAAACGCAUUUUGAUAAGACAAUAUAUAUAUGUACGGAUAUACGACUUUUGAAUAUUUACCUUCAUAUAUAGAUACAUUUAUACGUUUAGAUAGUUAAAAAAACUGCCUGAUAUAUUAUAAAGAUAUAUUAAAAAAUAUUUGACUUUACAUACACUGUGUGAGCAUACACGCGCGCGCGCGUGUGUGUGUGUCCAUACAGCACAGAGAACAUUUCAGUAAUGUUGCAACGUUGCUGCGAUAUUGUUGAAAUGUUAUGUUCCGUGUUGUAUGAGUUUUCAUUGUGUGUUUUGAUGAAUAUUAAAUAGUUGUAAAAUCAUUACAUACAAAUUCUAUUGUACAUAAUUAUUUAUGUUUAUUAUAUUGUCAACAAUUUCAACGAUAAAUAGAUUGACACGUUUGUAUAGAAAGAAAGGAUCAGUUAUAAAAAUAAUUCAGUUUAGAUUCCUACAUUCAUAAAAAAUAUAUAAUAAUUCGAUAUUUUUUCUCAUAAUUUAAUACGUAAGAUUAUUACUGAUUGCUGUAUUAAACCAGAAUUCGCAAAUCUACAAGUAACUUAUUUUUUAUUUAAGAUUGAUUACUUUUAUUACCAAAUGCAUUAAUCGUUUGGGUGAAGAAACAUGAUUGCGCUCUAUUUUUUUCUAUAAUGAAAAAAAAUUCAACAAAAGCUUUGUUUCUUUUUUUUUCCCCUUUUAUAUUCAGUAUCAUUAGCAAAUAUUUGAAGUUAGUUUGAUUUAAUAACCGAAUCGAUUAAUAAUAAAAUAAAGUUCGAUUGAUAAAAAAAGUAUAAUUGAGGCUAUAUGAAUAAAAAUCAUGUAAAAAUUGAAUACAUGAACGAUGCAACGACCUAUCGCUGCGCUUGCUCAGCGUUUUUCGUCUAGAUUUUACGACUAUUUCCGGCGCUUAAACGAUUAAAACGACAAGAAGACCAAAUAUUAGAUUCAAGCUAUCUAAACCAAAUGAAGCUAACCAGUUUGUGUUCAAAUUGUUGUAAGAACAAAAAGGUUCACCUGUCUUUUUAAGGAGAAGAAAUAUUAUUCCAUACAAUAUUUCAAUCUUUGUAUUUUGCAUUCUAUAAAUUAAUUCCAGGCUGCUGUUAUUGUCAAGCUGAAAACAAUUGCAUUAACUGAAACUGUAUCCUUUCUUUAUAUAAAAAAUGUAACAUUGAUUGAAAAUUUAUAAAUUCUUUUUUAUGUAUCUAAUUCUGUAUAAAUCAUGUAUUUAAUGUUGGAAAGAGUUUUGUAUGCUUUUUAAAAUUAUGAAGUAUAAAAUUAAUUAUAAAUUUAAAAAAA